Messenger RNA from Amoebophrya sp. A25, 3168 nucleotides. NCBI's taxonomy places the organism in Eukaryota, Dinophyceae, Syndiniales, Amoebophryaceae. The record is from the annotation of a GenBank genome assembly.
UACUGAUUGGAUCAACAUGCCUUAUGAUAUCCGUAUCGCUUAGUCUCCACAGUAGUGCCUUUAGGAAGACUACCCGAAUCCACGUGUGCCAGGCCAUCUGAUGAAGAUGAUGAAGGCAAAAAGAUGGGCGCUCUCUGCGUAUUUCGUCCACCUUCAAGGAUUAGGAUGGAAAUUACCGCUUCUGCCGCUCGCUGCCACGGCAUCGUCAACAGGGAACAGGAAAAAAUCAAAAGAGAGAUCUUCGAUUGCCAUAGAUGAGGAUGGGAAUUACGCACCCGCCUACAUCCGCCGCGAGGAGAAAUAUCUGCCUAAAGAGAAGAAAGGCGCUCAAUCCCUUGAUCAGCGUCAACAGCACUUAGACGGGGUAGAAGAACUGCAAACUCCGUACCACAUCAACAAAACGAGGCCAUCUAGUCCCUCCAUGAGCCAGAAAUUCCUGCUUCAAAAACAGCACGCAGAUAUCACGCUCAGCAGCGGGGAUCCUCCCGCGCAUUUGAAACCCCUCGACGGUGAGUUUCGCGUCCUCCCUGACAUGUUUACUUCCGCGACACAGGGAAUGAUCAACGCGGACGAUGGCACGGAAACAGUGUUAGGCGCUUGGGACGGUCGGGAGGACGAUCAUGGAGCCUUUGUCCCACUGGAGUAUGGGAUAGGCGAGGGCGACGAGGCAUUGCAGUGCAAGUGCUCUCACAGCGUCGUCUGGGCGGAUUCGGGGCCCGCGGGGUUCUGGAAGGUCAACUUCAGGAAGCCACUGCUGCCCACCCGUGUGCUGCUAUGGAACAGAUGGGGAGGUACAGGCUGCGUCAAUUGCCAGCAUCGUUUCAACAACUUAGACGUGCUCAUGUUAUGGAUAACAGUCUAAGGGAAAAUGAAUGUAGUUUUGAAGAAAAAUCGAUGGAAGUACAAAAGUGAGACUCUUUUCUUCUUGUGUUGUAUGAUCAUGUUCAAAUUUCACUGGUGCUAAGUUAGGUAAAAAGCACUGCGCGUUCACGUAAAAAGAACUGCAGGGCCCCUUCCUCGCGAGAGUGCUCUGCUUCGCGGCGUUGGCUCUCUCUGGUUUCCUGGCUGCUCGUGUGUCCCAAGUCCUUGCGCCGCGCCCUUCCGGGGAGCUCUGCAGGGACGCGGGGACCCGCACUACGCCAGGAACGCCGCGCCGACCAUUGGAAAGGCAAUUUGCGUAAGGGGAGCACGUCGCGAGGAAACUUUUCCGGCUUCCGUGUCCGCCCGGCAGGGUUGAACUCUGUUCGGGUUUUCGCAGUGAUCCGCUGCCUUUUGCUAUGAAUUUCCCCAGUUUUUAAAUCAUCAGACUGACGAUCUUCCCCUUCCCGAUUGUCUUUGUUGCGAGGAUGAUCUGGCGACGGUUCAUUCUCCAGCGGCAGGAAAGUAACCCUUUCGUGCGUUGGUCUUUUCUUUUGGUGGAUCUUCAUCGCUAAGCUUGAAGAUAUUACUCGUCUGGCCUAAGGAAGUUAAGUUUUUAGUUUUAGUUAGAUGAGAUGAAUGUACUAAUACUUCUUGCCGUCUUAGAUCAUCAAGAUCUUUCUCUUCUUGUGCAAUGCGUUUCUACUAGUACUUGUUACUUGGCAGUACUAUACUAGAGAAUGGCUUCAUCUCCAAACUACAAUCGAAGACUAAGUGUAAGUGCUUCAUCUUUCUCUUCACCGUAGUUGCUCCAUGAUAACACUGCCUCCUAAUCAUGGGCGACGGAGAGGAGAAGGUCUCAGGUAACACGAGGGUCUGGAUGGGCAACCCCGAAGGACCAGACUGCCCCGCACCUGGAGGUAAGGAGGUUGCGCUGCAAGCGGAUUCUGAAGCAGCGAAUCCGGCACCACCGAAGCUAUAUCAGAGCGCGAAGUUUGUCUCAAAUCCUGCAGUUUCUGGCACUAAGGCAUCCACAGAUCCAUAUCCAUCCAUUUUCUCUCAUAUUUCAAAACUAUAUUUUCAAAGCCAUGUUUGUUCUCAAGGAGGAAAAACGAGGAUCCUCACGAUGCUCCUGAAGAUGCAUUUUUCGUGGUUUAUCAUCAUCAAGUUCUAAUAACAUAAGAGUCAUCCAAGUGUGCGGCGCGGUCUUUUUUGCUACGAAUCAAUGCACCUGCGAUAACGGCGUCGGAACAACAGGCGUCGACUGCGCAAACCACGGCGAGCGCAACUGCGCCUCUUGUUCAAGCGGGUACGAGCUCAAGGAACUCAACUGCGUUAGGGUUCAGGUACAAACCACUACCGAACCGCCAAAGGCAACCGAACCUCCCUCGGCCGACGAUGACCCCGUCGAAGACGCCAUCUCAUGCCGCACGCACACUCCUGCUGCUCUCCUUUUACUAUUACGGCUUAUUAGACUUUUGGUGUUUCUUUCGUUUUGCUGACGUUUGUUUUGGCUCUUCUAAGAGAGGAGCGCGGAACAAUCUGGGGUAAAGAAACACCGAAAACCUACGGCUAAUACUGGUAGUUGCUACCUUGUUUGCCUUAUCUACUUUUCAAAUUGAGUUAUGAUGCUCUCAAACAAGUUUCAUCUAAAGCUUCAGGAGGAGGUGGAGCAUAUGAUGAUAAUAAAGAGCUUGGAAAACUACAUUCUUUCAUGAGGGAUUAUCUCAUUAUCAGUCGGGGACGGCGCAAAUACUAAUACAGGACCUUAGAGAACAUUGUACAGUAAGGAGAUGAAGAGCCUUGAUGUCUUCGAGAAAAGUUCAUAGUAAUAUUGAUAUUCUUGUAUGAUCUUUGUGUUUUUCUAGAAGAUGCGUGGUAGCCCUGGUGUCCAACCGAACUAUUCUCCCAGGUAUAGCUUGUCGCGCUCUACUGCGGAUGACAAAAUUUGAGAAUGAUUUUUGCGAAGUACUAACGAAGAAUGAUUUAUCAUGAUAAGAUAAAAAAUAAUAAAGAGGUCGUUGAAGACAGAGUGCGCCAAGUUGGCAUUCAUUGGACCGUUUUGGCGUCCUGGAUUCUUCUGUUUUCCAUAGAGGACUGUUACUCGACGUCCAUGCUUUGUUUUUGAAUGCUCGACGAUCCGGGUCAUGUGUGCCGGGUCGGCGUAUCUUCCUAUUUGUAGUUGUAUUGAUUUUCAAUUCCUAUGCGUGAAAAAAUAUGAGACUUCUUUCACGCCACCAUAGCUGGGUCCUUUGGCCGAAGACCAAGAGGAUAUUGAAAACUAAAAUUGAGAUCAUUUUUGACGAACAA